Molecule: messenger RNA, 2529 nt
Organism: Fusarium coffeatum
Lineage: Eukaryota; Fungi; Ascomycota; Sordariomycetes; Hypocreales; Nectriaceae
Exons: 5
Coding region: 1-2529 (842 amino acids)
Biological process (GO): glucan catabolic process
Molecular function (GO): beta-glucosidase activity
Source: RefSeq, a predicted model, not a curated record
AUGAAUGCCAAGCCUGUCAGGCUGAGAGUCGCCCUGCGAUUCCCCGCAAACAGAAUGGCUGAGAAAGAUUUUGUUGAUGUUAAAGCUCUUUUGAGCGAGCUCACGCUGGGUGAGAAGGUGGACCUUCUUGCUGGGCAGGGCUCAUUUCGCAUGACGGGGCUUGAUAAGCAUGGGAUUCCGGCUCUCAUUAUGCCGAGUCCCAUGAUGCCAUCGGCUACAGGAAUGGGCGCGACCUUCAACACAGAGCUCAUUCACAAAAUUGGCAGUCUUCUAGGCGAGGAAGCAAAGCACCGCGGUGUCCACGUCUUGCUAGCACCCACACUUUGUCUCCAGCGCUCACCUCUUAUCGGACGUGGCUUUGAGGCCUUCGGUGAAGAUCCUUUUCUCAGCGGUACUUUGGGUGCGCAUUACAUCAACGGUGUGCAAGAGCAUGGCGUUGGAACUAGUGUUAAGCACUAUGCGGCUCACGAUCAAUCUGAUAACAGUAUCGAGGAUAACGUGGUCAUGACGGAGAGAACGCUUCGAGAGGUGCACAUGCUGCCUUUCCAACUUGCACUCCGAGGCUCAGAUCCUUGGACGAUCAUGACUUCAUACAACAAGAUCAACGGCAUUCACGUCAGCGAGGAUCCUUUACUGAUGAAGGAGAUUCUUCGCGAGGAGUGGGGAUACAAAGGCCUUGUUAUGAGUGAUUGGUUCGGCACUUAUAGCACAUCAGAAGCUAUCAACGCUGGCUUAGAUCUCGAGAUGCCUGGACCAACAGACUGGAGAGGAAAGUGCCUCAGCAUCGCCGUCAACACACGAAAGGUCACCCAAGCGACGGUCGACCAGUCAGUCGAGAACGUUUUGAACCUAAUCAACAAGUGUAAAGCUGGAGAGGUGUCGGGGAAGCCUCCUCAAUCCGACACACCCGAACAACGAGCCUUGAUUCGACAGCUUGUUGCUGAGUCAGUCGUGCUUUUGAAGAAUGACAAGGAAAGAUUGCCUAUCAAGAAUCCCGAGAAGUUAAAGUAUGGACUUAUUGGAGAUCAUGUGAAGAACCCUUCUCUUUGUGGCGGUGGCAGUGCUGAGGUUGAGCCUUAUUAUGGUAUCACUCCAUACGAAGCCAUCAAGGAGGUAGUCGGAGAAGAGAACAUCACCUAUACCCCAGGCUGCAACUCCUUCCGAUUCAGCCCAAUCAUCAAAGGUCACAGAACUCCAGAUGACAAGACAGAAGGUUGGCACGUGGACAUCUUCGCGGAGGAUCCAGAAGAGAACAAAGACUCCAAAGCUAUCGUCUCUGUUACCGCGGAGAAACAACUCGUCGAUACCCCUGAAAGCUACCACUCGACCCUCCCCACAAAGUUCUACGUCAAGGCCAACUCAAAGUAUACGAUUCCAGAAUCUGGAAGUCUCAAGUUCGGUUUCAGUACCUCCGGAAAGGGUAAGUUCUACAUUGACGGCAAGGAGGUCAUCGAUCAAUGGACGAGCCAGCUCCCCAAGACGGACUCGACACCUUGCUUCAACCGUGUUUGUAUGGAGAAGUUCUACGAGGGGAACUUUGAAAAGGGACAGGUUCUUGAUCUUCAGGUUGUCCAGGUCAAUGAGAAUGUGUCGGGCGGUGUUGGAACUGCGCAGACACUCGUGGGGCGUGUCGGUAUUUUUGAGCUCUACGAUGAGGAUCAAGGUAUCAAGGACGCUGUAGAGGUCGCGAAGAAGGUUGAUGUGCCUAUUGUCAUCACGGGACUUUCUUCGGACUUUGAGUAUGAGGGUAGUGACCGAAAGCACUUGAGAUUGCCCGGUCGGGUGGACGAACUAAUUGGCGCUGUCUUGGAAGCCAAUCCCAAUGCUAUCAUCAUUACCCAAUCUGGACUUCCAAUCGAGAUGCCUUGGGUGUCACAGGCUUCUACCCUUCUACAUGCCUGGUUCGGUGGCCAAGAAUGUGGUCACGGAAUGUCUGAUGUUCUUUUCGGCAAGGUUAACCCGUCUGGGCGACUAUCUUUGACAUUCCCCAAGUCCAUCAAGCAUACACCAGCAUAUCUUACCUUCUCCAAGGCCGAUUACGAUAUUGUGUACGGAGAAGGAGUCUUCAUCGGUCACCGAUACUACGAGAUGGUCGACCGAGAGCCACUCUUCUACUUCGGCCACGGUCUCUCAUACUCUACAUUUACUUACUCGAACCUCAACGUACCCAAGGAAUUUGAGUCUUCCGUCGACCAUCAAAUGCAAGUUAGUGUAGAUGUGACGAACAAGGGUCAAUACUCAGGACCAGAGGUUGUGCAGCUUUACAUCCACCAAGCCGCUAGCACUCUUCAACGGCCGAUCAGAGAACUCAAGGCAUUCAACAAGGUGUACUUGGAUGUCGAUGAGACCAAGAAGGUGGAUCUGACGCUUGAUAAAUACUCCGUAUCCGUUUGGGAUCAGGAGACACAUAAGUGGAAGGCUGAGGCGGGAACAUACACUGUUAUCCUUGCUUCAAGCUCAAAUCCCAAGGAUGAGAUUCAGCGGGCAGACUUUGUGCUUAAUGAGACUUUCUACUGGAAGGGCCUGUAA